Molecule: messenger RNA, 1862 nt
Organism: Paramecium primaurelia
Lineage: Eukaryota; Ciliophora; Oligohymenophorea; Peniculida; Parameciidae
Source: the annotation of a GenBank genome assembly
AUGAUGUAUACUCUUACUCCUGAGCAAGCAUAGAUUUCUAUAAAAAUUGACAAGGCUAGCUAUUAUCCUGGAGAAAUUAUUAAAGGAGUGAUAUAUAUGAAAAUCAAAACAAAGGAUAUUUAAGCUGGUCUUAUGUAUUUAAAAGUAAAAUUUCAAUAAAAACUAAUAUAGCUCUGCGGCUAAGAGAAAGUCAAUUAAUUAGACUCUUUUAACUAAUUCUUUAGCUUUAAAUAGUUUAUAUAUAAAAAAUAGAAAAAAAUAGCAGACUUUGGGAUGUAUAAUUAAGCUGAAUAUUAGAAAAAUGCCAAUAAUAGCUUGCAAAAAAUAUUUUGAAUUAGAAGUUCCAUAAUUAUAUCCAAGUUUUACAAUAAAUUAUUACAAAAUGGUGCAAUGUAGAAUUUUGUAUUUUCUCUCUGUGAGUAUAUAAAGUGAGGAUGAAAAAAACUUAUAUAAAGUACCAAAAAAACAUAGAGUUGUAGUUCAUAUAUUGUAAAAAUUACAAAUUUAAAAUGCUAUUCCAAUAGAAUAUUCAGAAGUUUCAAAAAUUGAUAAAAGGUGUUGCUUUUCAACUGGGGUAAUAAAUAAUUAAAUUUAGAAUACAAAAGUGAAUAUUUAGUUAAAUAAAGCAUAAUAUAUAUUUGGAGAUACUAUAUCAUUAAUUUUAUAAGUGGAUAAUAGUUAAUCAAAUGUUGCUGUGUAAAAAUUUGAAUUGAAAAUUUCAUCUUAAUUAGUAGUUUUAUAUAAACAAUAAAAAAGAAAGUUAUCAAAUUAUUUUGAUAUUUAUUUAUAAGAAAUAAAUGGUAAUGAAUUAUUUUAUGUUAGAAUAAAUUUAAGCUCAUUCAUAAAAAUAAAUUAAAGCUAAGAUAAUUCUACCAUUAGGAAAGACAGAUAAUAAAAUGUCAAUUUUCCCAUAAAGUACAUUAAAAACAAAAAGGAUAAGUUAUUAAUAUAUUCUUACUGUGGAUGUAAUAUUUGCAAGACAAUUAUUUUUUAAAGUAGAUAAUCUUAUUGCAUCAAUACCUUUAAUAUUGAUUUAAUAAUAAAAAAGAGAAAAAAAUAAUAUAAUUUAAUCAAUGGAUAAUUUAAGUAUGCUUGGAUCAUUGGUUGAAACAAAUUAAAAAUUAAAUACUAGUUAAUUGAAAAAGUUUAUUUAUGGAGAUCAUAAUUCUGCUGGUUAUGGUGAAUAAGAUGGUUAUGAUGGACCUGAAAGAAAAUAUAAUCCAAUAGAAAGUUUAGAUGAAUUUGCAUUAAAAGAUACAAAAGGAGCUUUGGAAUAAUUAAUGUUUAAGAAAUAAUAUGAGGAAGAUAGUGAUAUUGAUGAAGAAUUCGAAAAUGAAAUAGAUGGAUUAAGUAUAAAUGAUAUCAGUAUUAAUUAAAUUUAACCAUCUUAAGAAUAAUAAUAAUAAUAAUAAUAAUAAUAAUAGAGGACAAUUUUUAAUUAAAAAUAGAAAAACGAAUUAAAUUAUACUAAUUCAAAUUAAGAAGAAUUUAAAUAAGAAUAAGGAAUAUAAGAACAUUUACAAACAAUAAAAGAAGAAUAAGAAAGUAAAGGAACUUAAUAUAAUCUAAAUAAUGUCUAACCUUCUUAAUCUUAAGUUCAAAAGAAUAAUUAAAAAAUUUAAAAAGAUACAUAUCCAAUUUAAACAUUUGGAUCAGUAAAUUCAGGUUUAGAUAACAUUAAUUAUGAUGAUAUAAAAAAUAGUCCAAAUGAUUAAAUAAAUAAUAAAAAAACAACAAUAUUAAAAAAAAAUGAUUAAAGAGAAUAAAAAUAAUUGAAAGUGUAAUUUAAUGAUAUUACUUCUGUAGAUACUCUUGAUGGUAAAAAUGGAGAUAAAAUCACUACAUAAAAAUAAAAAAGAUGA